GUGUGUGCCAGAGCCACUCUCCUGUAACCACGAGAGAUGGGGCAGCCUGUGCCGUGAGGACGGAGAUCGGAAGAAGAAAACCAAGGACAAGAAGACAAGCGAGACAGAAGGGGACAUCUGGAGAAAGCGGAAGGCAGGAGACGGGGAGGGAAAAAGAAACCCACAGCAGGUGGAAACAAGAUCUAGAGCAAACCGGUCGGGUCCACAAUCGUUUUCCUGGAAGAGAAUUACCGGAGGAUUACUCUUUUUUCCCUUCAGUUAAUGAAAACUACUUUUAUCCUCAUCAUAAAAGAAAAGGCUAAGGGGAGGUAAAAACAAUCUCUGUUUUCUUAGGGGGAGAGCUGAGGGAAAUUCAGACUGUCUCUUUGAAGCGUCUGAAAUAAGCCAUUGCCUGGUACACAUUGCAGAACCAUCCUGGUUUCUGAAGAUCUACAUCCCUUUCACGAGAAUUCCAGCCAGAGGAGCUGGUACAGUUCUAUUUUUAUAUUUAAAUAUCUAUGUCUUUUCCCCCCCUUUUAAUAACACUUUCCUUGCUUGUAAGCACGAAUGACAAGAAAGUGUCAAUACGGAGUAGGAGUAUUUUCAGUUUACUCUUUUAUCCGCCUGGGUCUUUUUUAAGAGGGUAGGAGUGGUCCUUAUUUCGGAAAAGGACGUUUCAAUUUGAAAGGCUCUCUCUCUAAAUAUAUUUACACCCACACGCAUUCAGAAGGAGAGAUACCUUUCGGAGGUUGAAAUCCCACUGAGAAAGAUGGAAAAAGGAGCCAGGCACCGAAACAACACUGAAAAGAACCACCCGGGUGGGAGCCAGUCGGACGCCAGCCCCGAGACUGGUUCCGGAGGGGGCGGAGUAGCCCUGAAGAAACAGAUUGGAUUGGUCAGUGCUUGUGGUAUCAUUGUAGGAAACAUCAUCGGCUCUGGAAUCUUCGUCUCGCCAAAGGGCGUGCUGGAGAAUGCCGGCUCUGUGGGCCUCGCUCUCAUCGUCUGGAUCGUGACGGGUCUCAUCACAGCUGUGGGAGCCUUGUGCUAUGCUGAGCUCGGGGUCACCAUCCCCAAAUCUGGAGGUGACUACUCCUACGUCAAGGACAUCUUUGGAGGACUGGCUGGGUUCCUGAGGCUAUGGAUUGCUGUGCUGGUGAUCUACCCCACCAACCAGGCAGUCAUCGCCCUCACCUUCUCCAACUACGUGCUCCAGCCGCUCUUCCCCACCUGCCUCCCCCCAGACUCUGGCCUUCGGCUCCUGGCUGCCAUCUGCUUAUUGCUCCUCACAUGGGUCAACUGUUCCAGCGUGCGGUGGGCCACCCGAGUUCAAGACAUUUUCACAGCUGGGAAGCUCCUGGCCCUGGCCCUGAUCAUCAUCAUGGGGGUUGUACAGAUCUGCAAAGGAGAAUACUUCUGGCUGGAGCCAAAGAACGCAUUUGCAAAUUUCCGAGAACCCAACAUCGGCCUCAUCGCACUGGCUUUCCUUCAGGGCUCCUUUGCCUACGGAGGCUGGAACUUUCUUAAUUACGUGACUGAGGAACUUGUUGAUCCCUACAAGAACCUUCCCAGAGCCAUCUUCAUCUCCAUCCCACUGGUCACAUUUGUGUAUGUCUUUGCCAAUGUCGCUUAUGUCACCGCAAUGUCCCCCCAGGAGCUGCUGGCAUCAAACGCAGUCGCUGUGACUUUCGGAGAGAAGCUCCUAGGGGUCAUGGCCUGGAUCAUGCCCAUUUCCGUUGCCCUGUCCACAUUUGGAGGAGUCAAUGGGUCUCUUUUCACCUCCUCCCGGCUAUUCUUUGCUGGAGCCAGGGAGGGCCACCUUCCCAGCGUAUUGGCCAUGAUCCAUGUGAAGCGCUGCACCCCGAUCCCAGCCUUGCUCUUCACAUGCAUCUCCACCCUCCUGAUGCUGGUCACCAGCGACAUGUACACGCUCAUCAACUACGUGGGCUUCAUCAACUACCUCUUCUACGGGGUCACAGUUGCUGGACAGAUAGUGCUUCGCUGGAAGAAGCCCAACAUGCCCCGCCCCAUCAAGAUCAACUUGCUGUUCCCCAUCAUCUACUUGCUGUUCUGGGCCUUCCUGCUGGUCUUCAGCCUGUGGUCGGAGCCCGUGGUGUGUGGCAUCGGCCUGGCCAUCAUGCUGACAGGAGUGCCCGUGUAUUUCCUGGGUGUUUACUGGCAACACAAGCCCAGGUGUUUCAACAACUUCAUUGACUUGCUAACCCUGGUGAGCCAGAAGCUGUGUGUGGUUGUGUACCCCGAGGCGGAGGGGGGCUCGGGGACAAAAGAGAUACAAGAGGACAUGGAGGAGCAGCGGCAGCCCAUCUGCCAACCCACUGCCUCCAAGGGCAAGGACUCAGUGGAGCAGCCCCAGCCCUGAGGACCACCAGCCCCUCUCAGCUGCCUCCUCCCUCCUUCAUCCCCCUCUCUGCCCUCCUUCCCUGCCUGGGUCCCCCCUACACACACACACACACACCCCUCUGCUUCUGUCAAGCAGGGGCAGGACCUGGGUGUGGGUGGUGAGAAA
Messenger RNA from Ceratotherium simum simum (southern white rhinoceros), 2503 nucleotides. The record is from RefSeq and is a predicted model, not a curated record. NCBI's taxonomy places the organism in Eukaryota, Metazoa, Chordata, Mammalia, Perissodactyla, Rhinocerotidae.